AUGCCUGGGCCUCUCGAGGAAGAGAAGGGGGGAAGCCAAGCAGCCACCGAUGACACCCUGCUGGUGACGUGGGAAGGGGACGACGACCCGAAGAACCCCAAAAACUGGCCGCUUUCCAGGAAAUGGCUCCUCACCAUUCUCACAUCCUGUGGUGGCCUGAUCUGCCUCAUGUCUUCGACCAUGCUGGCUCCAGCACUUGAGACCAUCUCGACUCAGAUGGAAGUCUCACAAGGCAAGGCCAACAUGACACUGUCCAUCUUUGUUCUCGCCUUUGCCUUCGGACCUAUGGUACUCGCACCAAUGACUGAAGUCUUGGGGAGGCGAAACGUCUGGCUUCUAUGCGCAGCCUGGUACACCAUCUGGAAUACAGUCUGCGGCUUUGCGGACAGCAACGGGCUUCUCCUGGCUGCAAGACUGCUUGCUGGGCUUGGUUCGAGCGCUGAGUAUGCUAUCGGACAGCCGGUUCUGGGAGAUCUAUGGCGACCGGAACAGCGAGGCAUGUCCUUUGCUAUAGCGACGUUCAUCCCACUCUUGGGGCCUGCUCUGGGUCCGUUAUUAGGUGGCGUCAUCGCUGGCACCAUCGGCUGGCCUUGGAUCUUUUGGGUGCUCUCGAUCUUUGACGCCUGCCUCAUCGUCAUGGCGUAUUUCAUGUCGCCCGAGACCUACGGCCAACUGCUCCUGCACCGCAAGGCAGUGACAAUUUCCCAGCAGACUGGCAUCCAGCAUUGCACCGCAUUCGACGUCCAUGCCCAACCGCUGGCAGCCAAAUUGAGGAAUGCCCUGCUUCGACCUUGUCGCCUGUUAGCUCAUCAGCCUAUCAUACAGCUGAUGUCUCUGAUGAUGGCCUUCAAUUACGGUACGCUGUACUUCGUCCUGGCAUCGUAUGCUUCGCUAUGGACGAAUAAAUACGGUCAGACUGUGACAGUCUCUGGCCUCCAUUACAUUGCGCUUGCAAUCGGCUACACAGUUGCAGCACAAGGCGGCGCCAGAAUCACCGACAGGAUCUGGCAACAGCUCAAGCAGAAGGCAGGUGGACAGACGGCACCAGAAUCUCGAGUCUCGUUGAUGAUUCCUGGUAUCCUGCUUAUGCCAACUGGACUGCUCUGGUAUGGCUGGGCUGCUCAGGCUCGGAGUCAUUGGGCGGUCGUGGAUGCCGGAGCAGCCGUGUUCGGAUGUGGCGUCAUCUUGUCAACGCAAGCGAUGCAGCAAUACACCAUGGAGAGCUUUAAGGAGCACGUAGCAUCUGCGGCGGCUGCGAGCCAGUUCUUGCGCAGCAUCUUUGCCUUCUGCUUCCCUUUGUUUGCGCCGGCGCUAUACAGCUCGUUGGGGUACGGAAUGGGUAACACGACGCUGGCGUUGGUGUUCCUCGCCAUCGGUGUGCCGGGACCAUUUUCCCUCUGGUUCUUUGGUGCAAGGUUGAGAGCGAAAGGGGGACUUGUGAAGUGA
Molecule: messenger RNA, 1446 nt
Organism: Saxophila tyrrhenica
Lineage: Eukaryota; Fungi; Ascomycota; Dothideomycetes; Mycosphaerellales; Extremaceae
Exons: 1
Coding region: 1-1446 (481 amino acids)
Biological process (GO): transmembrane transport
Molecular function (GO): transmembrane transporter activity
Source: RefSeq, a predicted model, not a curated record